AUGGCCCACGACGGGCUCGGGCUCCGGCGCGACCCUGGCAAGCCCACAGCUAGGAGACCAAGACGUUCGCCUCCCGGAUCCGCAUCCUCUCUGCCACUCGUUCGCCAAUUGCGCUCUCGAGGCGAAUCGCUGUUUCAACAACAUGGAAGAUGGAUCUCGAAGCAUCAGAUACGCACCUUGCUGCUGUGCUCGCUUGUCAUCACCUCGCUCUUCUAUCCCGCCGUCGGCAUCUACUUCUGGGCAUCCAAAGGUGGUCCUGGUGUGUCGAGAGGCGACGCCAAGAGCGUAUGGAGAUCGCUCAGCACACCCUUCAUGGACUCGUUCGCCAGCAGCGGACGAAAGCAUGUCAAUAGCUUGAGCGACCUCCGCAUGGUAUGGGACGACGCACGCGAUCUGCAGGCCAUCGACGUGAGCGACGCCAAGGUCCUCCUUGACCAUCGAGCUCGCCAAUCCCCGUCGACCGCCCAAAAUGCAGCACACACUUUCUCACGACCACGAUGUCGCUCCAUUCGCGUCGAACAUGUCUUCAUCACGACCGACGACGUCAUGGCAGGCAGAGGUCCUCGAUUCGGCGUGCUAGAGAAACGCAUCCUCAACUCGGCGCUCCAAUUGCAAAAGUCGAUCGAGUCCGAGCUCGGUACCGCCGACGACGACAAUAGUCGCACGUCGCCUUUAGUCUGUGUACAUCCACGCAGCUCUUUCCCUGGUCGACCCGCCGCCGUGGAAGACGAGGCUGCUUGCAUGACUCUUUCGCCCCUCGAAUACUGGAACUUGGACUCGCAAACCAUCCUCAAAGACGAUGCACCUGCCCAAUUUGUCGCCCAAUCCUUGCUCAACCGAACACGGUACGGCGUCCCGCUGUCUCCUUCCACCACUCUAGCUGGACGAUGGCAUCUCUUCAAACGGCUGCCGCGAGCCGAAUUCCUCGCAUUUACGUUUUUCCUCCGCAACGACGAUCCCAACGCAUGCUUCGACGCAAAGACUCCACCAUCCAUCGCGAAGCUGACCGCCUCAUCGGCGGCGCAAGAGAGCUGGCAUGACCUCCUUGACCGUGUCACCGGAGGUCAGGUACGGCUCAUUGCCUCGCCCGAAAACAUCUCGCACAGCCUCGUUCUCCAAUUCGCCCCGCACACAGCGGCAUCUAAGCGCAGACCUACACACAUCUUUCUCCUGACCGCUUACGCCUUUGUCAUCAUCUACAUCUCGCGCGGUCUGGUCAACUUGCGCAAGGUCCACUCGCGCUUCGGUCUUGCAUUCACGGGAACAACUCAGCUGCUCAUCAGCAUGAUCAUGAGUGUCAGCAUCUGCGCGCUUCUCGGCGUCCGCCUCACUCUCGUUCCCUGGGAGCUGCUCCCCUUCGUCAUCGUCGUCGUCGGCUCCGAGAACAUGUACAGUCUCACCAAGGCCAUCGUCGACACGCCGCUCUCCCUCACUGUGUCGUCGCGCAUCGCCCACGGUUUGGGCAAGGUGGGCGUGCCCAUCACCUUUACCACGCUUGCAGACAUUCUCUUGCUGCUCGUCAUUGCUGUCUUCAUCGGCGUGCGAGCCGUGCGCGAGUUCUGCACUUUUGCCAUCUUUUCGCUCAUCAUGGACUGGUUCUUGCAGAUGACUUUCUUCGUCACGGUCCUCAGCAUUGACAUGCAACGCCUCGAGCUGGCCGACCUUCUGACACAGGGCACUCGGUUGACGAGGAAGCAGGAACAUCAUUCGCAGUCGCAAGACAGUAGCACCAGCAAAAGUGGCGGCGGCGGCAACGAUGCUGACGGCGGUACCCAUUCAGAUGCGAGCAUCCGCAAUGGUGUCCCACGAGCACCAGCCAGAUCCGGCAACGUCGUUCUAGCCGCAGCGUCCAAGCUAUGGAGAGCAAGAACUGCCCGGACUGCCAGUCUCACGCUCAUUCUCGUCUACAUGGGUGGCCUCUAUCUAUACUAUGGCACCGGCUUUCCCAGUCAUCAGCAAUCGAACUAUGUGCUCGCAGACGACUGGAACACAUCUCGGCCGCCAGCAGCCACCGAGAGCGCCUUCGACCCAUACGGGCACCUUGACGACCAGCAAAAUCCUUCGCUGCCAUGGUGGACAUCGUCACCGAGCGCGGACUUCUGGACCUCACUCAAUCCAAUGGGCGCCGAAGAACUGCGCAUCGACGUCAGGCCGUGGACGAUCCUCUCCCUUCGAUCGUCCUCUGAAGGACAAACUCCGCCCACAGUCGCCACCUUCGCUGGAUGGGCCCUGUUUCGUCCGAGGAUCCGUGCUAUCGUCUGGUUCGCCAAACUGGUCAUCCUUCCCAUCUCUGGUACCACAGCGUUGCUUUGGAUGCUUUUGCUCUACCUGCUGAAAGACACUGAGCUGCUCGACGCACAGAGGGACAAGUCCGAGGCGAAUCCUGCGGACGGUAUGAACGGCUCUUCCACUCCUGCUCCCCCAUCCUCGCUCGAAAGCAAAGUCACCACCCUCGCAAACACGCACUCUUGCGACAUUGAGUAUCUCGUUUACGACGAAGGACUUGCGGCCUCGAUCGAUAACGGCGGAGGCAUUCAUGUGUGGAAGUUUGACGCAACGAACGAAGACCCACGACGCAAGGGCAGUCUCGGCAAAGCGCGUUCGGGUCUAGCGCUCGAACGGAGCCCCGUUGCAGGUCUCCUCUUGUCAGCAGAAGCAGGCUGGCUGGCCAUCGGCUACGCAUCAGGCAGAGUGUUGUUCCUCUCGGUCGAAACUUUGCAGCCAAUCUGGGAUCACAUUGUGGUCGACUCGGCCUCGCCUAUCACCGGUCUGACGUUGCAGCGACAAGAUUCACUGCACAAUCUCGAUACUGCACUGGCGCUAACGGCCCACCGUGACGGAACCAUCCGUGUGUGGAACGUCGCUCGCAAGGAGGCCAAGCUGGUGAUGUCUCGAACGCAGCUCGACUCUCGCUUGCGGUGGCGGUCAUUGGAUGUUGUUGUGGCCCCGAGCACCACUGCAGCUGGCGGCUCCAGCACGAGCGUCGGCAACGCAGAUCUUUCGUCAACGUCUCGGGCUCCUCUGAUUGGCUUUACCACCAGUGAUGGCCAUUUCCAUAUCAGAGCCGUAGAGGCGGGAGGCACAAGCACCAAGACCGUCUUUACGCUCAGCAUAGAAGACCGCGGUCAGGUGUGCUCGGCUUUGCUAUGCCAGCUGUCGAGUCGAUCAUCAUCAGGAGACGAGGCGCCGCUACUGAGGAGCACGCUCCUCCUCGGUUUUGCCAAUGGCCGAGUACAGCUGAUCGACUUGGAGUCAGCUGAGAGCAUCAGUAGUGUAGACUUAGACGACGGGCCGGUGACGAGCGUCGUGCUGGUGGACGCUGGUGAUGCCGCCAGCACCUCGGCUUUCGUCGCUCAGACGUCCGGACGAGCUUCUCUGCUUUUCGUUUCGAGCGGAACGCAUGUCGCAGCGGCACCGAUGGAAAAGAGUGGCUCAAUCCACAGCACGUUGAACGCCUUUGGAUCGGGCUCGCCCCUUCGCAUUCGCACUCCCAACGGCUCUAGCACCAACGCUGCCAACUUCUGGUCGGAUGUCUCGACGCCACCUAGUCCUGCCUCGGAGCUCACAAAUCCAUUGUCGUAUCCGAUGUCCUCGCACGGUUCUGCGUCGAGGUUGCGUCGCUCGAGUGCACACAUGCGAGACCGCAGCGGCACUGGUGCGUCGGCAGAUGGCACGUCGCAGACUCUGGCAGCUUCGUCGAGCUUGUCAGUAUUUCCAAACAUGCCCCCACCCAGCGGCGCUACGCAAAAGGCAGACGACCGUCAGCUGAGGCUUCUCGGCUGGGUCCGGUGUCAGAGGGGAGGAAGCUUUGCCGCCGUUGCUGGGCAUUUGCUGAUUGGCACAGGUCGGGCACAAAGAAGCUCGAACCAGAGCCGUUGGGAGUGGUGGGCGCUCGACCUGCACGAUGAAGUGGUACUUGGACGCGGCGGAGAGCUGCUGGUGGCACGUCAGCCUUUACUUUUACGCUCAGAUGAUGCUGCCUCGAACGUGGCGCCAAGCCGGCCGUCUCUACAAGGGCCGCGAAGCGUUAGGCGCUCGAUAGAGGUGUCACUCGACGACGCACUGUCUUUCUCGCGCUUGCAUCCCGUGCGAGGUUGCGCUUCACCUAAGCUAGACGGGACUGUCCUCAUGUUCGGCUUUGGUGGCUCCAUCGGGCUGCUUCGCGUCAAGGCGAAACCAACUUGA
Pseudozyma hubeiensis SY62 is the source of this 4185-nucleotide messenger RNA. RefSeq lists its product as hypothetical. The record is from RefSeq and is a predicted model, not a curated record. Gene Ontology annotation, biological process: SREBP signaling pathway. Gene Ontology annotation, cellular component: Golgi membrane; endoplasmic reticulum membrane. The coding region runs from base 1 to 4185 and encodes 1394 amino acids. The transcript has a single exon. Lineage: Eukaryota; Fungi; Basidiomycota; Ustilaginomycetes; Ustilaginales; Ustilaginaceae. Gene Ontology annotation, molecular function: protein binding; sterol binding.